ACCACCGUCGGUAUACCGUCGUCGUCGUAGUCCCACCGAGCGACUACCGACACCGCCGUCGCACAACCGCAGUAUCACGUCUAACGUCGCUCGCACUGCACACAACACAACGUUACUGUCGCUCACGUUUUUUAAUAAGUAAUUCAUAUCAAUCAUCGUACAUCGUACCUAACCCGUCGGUUUUGCACCCACAUAAUAUACAACGAUAGUUCUCGACGCGAAUCCGCCGAAAUCUUUAUUAUAACCAAUAUACAAAUAUUUUCAUUUCCUCGUCUGUUCACGCGUACACGCGUCGUCGGUGUAUUAUAAUACAUUGAUAUAAUCGCACGGUCAUGUCGUGACGGAAACUCGAUCCACUGUUGGCGACUUGCAUCAGGUGACAUGCGACACGGUGCCGGUGCAACAGUCACAGAAGCCGCGAUGCUGGUGCCGCAAGACAUGCUGUCCACCCACACUAAGAUGUCGUAUCAGCUGGGCAAGUUUUGGGCGGAACGGGUGAUGAUCCGGAAGACAGCCGCGGCGAAGACGAUCCGGGAGGUGUGCAAGGUGGUCCAGGACGUGCUUCGGGAGGUGGAGGCCCAGGAACCGCGAUUCAUAUCGUCGCUGGUCGAAUGCAACGGUCGGUACGAAGGCCUGGACGUGGUUUCACCCACUGAGUUCGAGAUCGUGCUCUAUUUGAACCAGAUGGGAGUGCUCAACUUCGUCGACGACGGAUCGCUGCCCGGAUGCGCGGUUCUCAAGCUUAGCGACGGCCGCAAGCGGAGCAUGAGCCUGUGGGUCGAGUUCAUCACGGCGUCCGGAUACCUGUCAGCCCGCAAAAUCCGGUCCCGAUUUCAGACGCUGGUAGCGCAAGCGUGCGACAAGUGCGCGUAUCGGGAUUCGGUCAAGAUGAUCGCUGACACCAGCGAAGUGAAACUCCGGAUCCGCGAGCGAUAUGUGGUGCAGAUCACGCCGUCGUUCAAGUGCGCGGGCAUAUGGCCUAGAUCGUCUGCACACUGGCCACUGCCGCAGAUCCCGUGGCCGCAUCCCAACCUGGUAGCUGAAGUCAAGACUGAAGGAUUUGACCUGCUGUCCAAGGAGUGCGUGACGCUCCACGGCAAGCAGUCGGCGCUGGAGGGCGACGCGUGGGUCAUGUCGUUCGUGGACGUCGAGAACCGACUCAUGUACGGUGGUUGUCGGAAACGGUGUUUAAGCGUGCUAAAAACGCUCAGGGACCGGCACCUGGAUCUUCCCGGGAACCCGGUCACCAAUUACCACGUUAAGACUUUGCUGCUGUACGAGUGCGAGAAACAUCCGCUUGAAAUAGAAUGGGACGAAUCGUGCUUGGGCGACCGCAUCAACGGCAUACUAUUGCAGCUCAUCUCGUGUCUUCAGUGCCGGCGGUGCCCGCACUACUUUUUGCCGCACGUCGACCUGUUUAAAGGCAAAGCACCCGGUAGUCUGGAGAACGCGGCCAAGCAGACGUGGAGGCUGACCAGGGAAUUGCUUACCAAUUCCAGGGCUUUUGACAAGCUGUGACCAGUGCCGCAACACACAUAUACGAUAUAUUAUUAAAAUAAAUACAAAGGACACUACUCUGCUAUAAAGAAUGCAUCGUGAUCGCGUCGUCAUCAUAAUAUAACUCCGCUGUCACCGCCAACGCAGGCGAGGUUUUUAUUACGUUUUGUUAUAUACGUCUUUUCAUAUUAUAUUUUUAUAUUAUUUAUUACAUUUUUUUCUGCCCUUGCACCUCGCGUUUCUCUACCGCGGAGAAAAAUUCAACCGAACUGUGUUUGGUAUGUAUUAUUAUAUUACUGUUUUUUUUUUUUAUUAUUAUACUGUACGUAUCGCAUACGCUCGGAUAAUAUAUACCACUAUAUGAUCCCCAUAAACUUAAUUUAGGAGCGUACGCCAUAUAAUUUGUCUUUAAAGAUAUACGAUAUGAUUUUGUUUUUUUAUUUUGUUUUUUGUUUAUUUUUAAAUUGUUUUUUAAAUAUUUAAACAGCACUUGUUGUCCGCCUCGGAAAACGGAAUAAUUUAUAUUAUUUUUUUCUGUGAGAUUCACAUACUAUAUAUACUAUUAUAUUGUUCUAAGCUAAGCCUACUACGUUCAAUAGAUACAUGUGUAAAUUUGUUAUUACUCGGCGCGUUUUGAUUAUUGCUGAUCAUAAGAGGCGAUUCAUCAAGUUUUCAGUAGUUUGUAUGCAAGUUUAAAUCGAUAGGUGGUACACUGCAGGUAUGAACAUUCGUUUAGUUAUUCUCAAUAAUAUACUUAUAUUAUAAUCUAUAGGUACAAUAUGUGUUCAAUUAUAUUAUUAUUUGAAAUUAAUUAUGUAUUAAAUAUAUCCCAUAAUAAUUAUAUUAUAAUGUAUGUAUAUGAGUAGCUAGUGGUCUCAACAAUAUAUAUCUGUACUAUUAUUUGAGUUAAGUUUUUAUAACUUAAUAACAUUUCACGAAUACCUAUAAUCGUGUAUUCAUAAUUUUGUAUAUUUUUUAUGACAUAAUUAACAUAUAAGUAAUCGGUGAAAAUAAUGUGCUUAUGU
Melanaphis sacchari is the source of this 2522-nucleotide messenger RNA. RefSeq names its product protein mab-21-like. The record is from RefSeq and is a predicted model, not a curated record. Lineage: Eukaryota; Metazoa; Arthropoda; Insecta; Hemiptera; Aphididae. The transcript has a single exon. The coding region runs from base 382 to 1518 and encodes 378 amino acids.